Messenger RNA from Musca vetustissima, 1869 nucleotides. Its product is annotated as WD repeat-containing protein 43. Gene Ontology annotation, biological process: maturation of SSU-rRNA from tricistronic rRNA transcript (SSU-rRNA, 5.8S rRNA, LSU-rRNA). Bases 1 to 1869 code for a protein of 622 amino acids. The transcript is spliced from 7 exons. Gene Ontology annotation, molecular function: protein binding. Gene Ontology annotation, cellular component: nucleolus. Lineage: Eukaryota; Metazoa; Arthropoda; Insecta; Diptera; Muscidae. The record is from RefSeq and is a predicted model, not a curated record.
AUGGCUUUUGGUGAGCAGCACGUGUUGGGAUUUUCACCCGAUGGAAAACUUUUUGCCCUAAUCAAUGAUCAGGGUAUUCUGAGGAUAUGGGAUACAGAUACCAAUGAACUCAAGCAGGAAUACACACCGAAUCUGCAUUUGUCCGGACCAUGCUCGGCUUUGGUGUGGAUAACGGUCUCCACGGCCGCAAGUGCUAUCAAAGACAAAAAGGGAAAGAAGGCACGAAAAUCCAGCGAAAGCAGUGAAUCCCUUUAUAUUGCUCUGGGCACAUCCAAAGGACAAGUGUCCUUGUAUUCCUAUGCCGAAGCCAAGAUUGAACGCAGUCUUAAAGGUGAAGGACACAAUGGUAAAAUCACAUCCAUCAUUCGAGAUACGGAGGGACAUCUGUACACCUGCGGAGAAGAUUGCCAAGUUAUUGUUUGGUCUCUGGCCGAAGAAAAACAGUUGAAGUCAUGGAGUGUUGGACCCGAGAAACCUUUUAGUAUUUCCCUAAUGCCUACAUCCAAAUCAUUAGUGGUCGGCUCUCGAUCUCUCAAAGUAUAUUCCACAGACAGGGAAGAAUUGGUCCAGACAUUUACGGGACACACUUCUGAAAUCAACCUGAUGGCACAAUUUGUCAGCAACGAUGGCAGCGAAUAUGUUCUCACAACGUCACGAAUGGAACGCAUUAUAUGCCUGUGGAAAAUAGGCAAGAAAGGCCGCAAUAAGCCGGCUGCUUGUACCUUACUAAUGGAAGAUAUCGCUCACUGCCUAACAUGUCACAUCGACGAUGAGAACACACUGCGUGUGUCCAGUGUCACCCGAAGUGGUGUAAUACAUGUAUAUGUCUUGGACAUAGAUAGCAUCAAAGCGGACAAACCACUGAAACCAAAAGUAACCAUUAGCAUUGCGUCCGAUAGUACAACUGUUAUUGAGCCCAUUACUGCAGUGGCAGCUUCGUUGCAACAUUCGACCAAACAAGGAGAAUUACUCUUCGCCUAUGGUGAUAAACAUGUUAUCGUAUUUGAACAGCUGAAACCAAGUUUCAACGAAAAAAUGCAGGUUUUGGUGCGCAAAGAUCCACGCAAACAAGCCAAACAACAGCUAAUAGGAAAACGCAAUGAAAUCGGAUCAGAGAAGGCCCUCAAAAUGAUUACACCCAUAAUAGAUACCAAGGACGUGGACUACAAAUCAUCGAUAGCAGUGACGAACAAAAAACUGAAGCCAUUAGAUAUGCCCAUGGAGGCACGAUUGCAAAAUCUUAAUCUUAAUGUGGGUGAGGGCAAAGUAGUACCACAGGCUCAAAGUAAGGUCCAGUUAUUGGUACAAUCGCUGCACAGUAAAGAUGAGACGUUAUUACGUUCCGUAUUAUGUACAAAAGAUAUGAAGACUAUACAGUUGACAUUACAGAAGUUACCUGUCCAAUAUGUUGGCACCUUGGUCAAUGAAUUGACCUUGUUAAUGCAGCAAAGACACACCAAUGUGGAAUAUGCCAUGAACUGGUUGAAGGUACUAGCCCAGACACAUUCUAGUCAGCUUAUGGCGUUGGGAGCUGAAGAUUUGCUAAAUAAAUUUGGACCCUGUAUUGGAAUAAUUGAACAUAGAGCCAACUGUCUCAAAGAACUGUCAAAACUGAAUGGUCGCUUACAAUUACUUGUUAGUCAAAUCAAACGAAAUAAUGAACAGGAUCAAGACAAUCUUAAGAGUGAUAAUGUCUUGGUAUUUGAGGAUAAUGAUGACUCCUCAACAUCCGAUUUAGAUGAUGCCAUUAACAAAUCUUCUUCAGAUGAUGAAUGGGAAGAGGGCGAAGAGGAUGAUGAGGAUGAUCAGAAAAAUGGUGGCGAAUCAAUGGAUCAGGAUGAUGAUGACGACGAUGAUAUGGAUAUGUAG